This is a messenger RNA of Rhipicephalus sanguineus (brown dog tick), 5297 nucleotides long. RefSeq names its product zinc finger protein 883-like. Lineage: Eukaryota; Metazoa; Arthropoda; Arachnida; Ixodida; Ixodidae. The transcript has 3 exons. The coding region runs from base 450 to 1811 and encodes 453 amino acids. The record is from RefSeq and is a predicted model, not a curated record.
UGAACAUAAGAUAGGCUGAUGAUGAUUAUGAUCACGUCCUCAAUAUUCGAUUCAAUAUUCGAAGACAUUUUCUUGCCUUAUUUGUAUUCGAUUCAUAUUCAAAAUUUUACACAUUCGUGCAUCCCUACUAAAUUGUGGUUUUGUGUGCCGCUUGCGGCUGCUUGCUUUUUUUUGUACACUUUACCUUUUGUUGCUUCAUCAUUUUCUGAACUUCAGUUAUAUAAACCAAGUUAUUGCCAUCUUCUUUCCUUGGUUUUCAUGGUCUUUUGCCUUGAUAUGAACAGUGUUAAUUCAUUUCGGAAGUGAGGGUGCAUGUUGAACUCCACUGCUAAUAAGUUGCUAAUGUUUCAGUUUAUGUUACUUUCUAAAAUUAUUUUUCAAAUUAAGAAAUGUGAAAACCAUUUCAAAUUUUGCAGACUUGGGUCAUCAUUAGGUCUCAAGUAAUAACUAUGUUGAGCAGAUUGAAAAGUCAGUUGGCCAUUCCUUGUCUAAUAUCUGAAAUUUUUCUUGGUAUUUACACAAUGAAGCCAAGUGAUUAUAAUGAUUAUAAUUUAUUUCUCAUUUCCUUUUCAUUUCAUUUCAAUUGCAGUUUCUCCCACAAGACAAAAGUGAUCCUGUCUUAUUUUCUUUGUGCAGAAACAUGGCAUUCCAGCUGUCCAAUGAAAAUUAAGGUUGAGAAGGCUGCAGCAGCUACUCAAGAGAGGCAUUUCAGCUGUUCAGCAACUCUUGAGGAUGUCAACUCACAGCAGGGACAGCCGAGCCGCUCUUCCCUCUGUGACUAUGGGACUGAAAGACUAUCUGAUAGUGAAGUACAUCAUAAGGUCCACACAGGCAAGCAACCGUUUCAAUGCCACCUGUGUCCUCAAAGCUUCCCGUGGAACUGCGAUCUCAAGAAACACUUGCGCUACCACGCAGGCGAGCGACCAUAUCAGUGUCCGUCUUGUCAUAAGACCUUCUCAACAAAAUUUAAUCUUGCAGAACACCAACGUGUCCACACAGGCGAGCGACCAUUUAAGUGUCAUGUGUGCUCACAAAGCUUCCCAUGGAAGAGCAAUCUUAAGGAACACUUGCGCACUCACACUGGUGAACGUCCAUUUCAGUGCUACUUCUGCUCAAAAAGCUUCUCUCAACCAUCCACCCUAUCAUCUCACCGACGCCUCCAUACAGGGGAGCGACCAUACAGCUGCACUGUUUGCUCCAAGUCUUUUAUCCGGAGCAGUAGCUUAAGAGUUCACAUGAAAUCUCACUCAGUGAGGCAGUCCAGCUGUCCAGGAACUCUUGAGGAUGUCAACUCACAGCAGGGACAGCCGAGCCGCUCUUCCCUCUGUGACUAUGAGACUGAAAGACUAUCUGAUAGUGAAGUGCAUCAUAAGGUCCACACAGGCAAGCGACCGUUUCAAUGCCACCUGUGCCCUCAAAGCUUCCUGUGGAAUAGCUAUCUCAAGAGACACUUGCACACCCACACAGGCGAGCGACCGUAUCAGUGUCCGUCGUGUCAUAAGACCUUGUCGACAAAACAUAACCUUGCUGAACAUCAACGUAUCCACACAGGCGAGCGACCAUUUAAGUCUCAUUUUUGCCCACAAAGCUUUCCAUGGAAUAGAAAUCUUAAGGAACACUUGCGCACUCACACUGGUGAACGUCCAUAUCAAUGUUCUUUCUGCUCGCGAAAGUUCUGUCAGCGAUCCGCCCUAUCGUGUCACCUACGCCACCACACUGGGGAGCGACCGUACAGCUGCACUGUCUGCUCCAAGUCUUUCUUGCGGAACACUUACUUAAGAAAGCACAUGAAAUCUCACAUUGUUGAGUAGGUCACCAGCCACGUCAUCUGUUAGUAAUUGCAUCCGUAUUUCAAUUCUUCGUGUGCACGCAGUAUGCUGCAUGUAAUUCAGGCGCCUCUGGAACUGCCACCAUGUGCUCUUAUAUGUUGAAUCGACGCAUGAUAUCAAAUGAUUUACCUGGAAUAUGUAACGAGUUGUUGAGACUUUUCUUUUUUUGAGAAAAUUUCAUUGCCUUACUGUAGUCUUGUUCAAGUAGUAUCGCUUCAUAUUGUCUUAAGUAGUGUGUGCGAUAAAAUAUUCAUGUUAAAUUCUUAAUAUUUCUUUUUUAACUGGGCUAUGUAUGAAUUUUCCAAAUACUAUACUUCUACCAGUGUGAACACUGGUGAGCUCAUUUACCUUGUGGGAGACAACCACGUUUCUACAGUGGUUCAGGUGGUUCAUGAUUUCGGUGCGGCUGUGCCAGGUGCGGCUGCGCCAGGUUGGUGCGGCUGCCCUGGUGGCUCCCUUAGUGCAGCUGUCACGGUCGUCUCCCACAACCUAGGUGCAUGCUGUAUAUUUAAUUUGUUAAUGCACUGAGUUUAGGCAAGAGUUUUGUUCUGAGAUACUACUAGUGUAUUGAUACCUCGUAAUGUUUGGGCUGCCGAUGUGAAUAUUCUGCAACUGUUGUAAGCUGUGAGCAUUGUUUUGCUCCAGCCAUGGCACUAGAAUCUUGAUGGGGCCAAGAAAGAACAGCUGUUUACUAGAGAAUUCGAGGUGGUAAAAAUUAAACCAUAGUCCCUUGCUGUGGCAUGCGUCAAAACAAUGUGUUGGUAUUGGCUCGUAAAACCCUGAAUCCAAGUUAAAUUUUUAAUCACUUGUUUUAGCACUUGCCUAACCUUAUUUCAUAAACUGUACUAUCAUCGCACGCUUCAUAAUGACUUCUUCACCCCACGUUGUUUUCCCACGCCGUGACCAUGAUAACAAAGUAGCACGCAUAACUUGCCGCUCAUCUCUUUACGCUCAAUCAUUUAUACCACGCACAAUCAUUGAAUGGAAUAACCUAGCGUCAUACAUAGCGACUGAAACUAAUUUAUCAUCUCUUCAGGCUUUCUUACGUGAGAAGUUUACUUAGACUGAUAGCACUACCUGCUUUUGUUAUGUACGCAAGAAUACAUUUAGCAUCAGUGUGAGUUGAAUGUAAUAGUGCAUUUGCCACUGUUACUAUGUUUAUGUGUUUUCUAAUCACAAAAUGUCAAAGCUUUUAAAAUUGGGUUAUACAUGAUGUUCCUGCUAUAAUGAUGUAUUAAUUCCAUCUUUUAUAUAUGUUCAACAGUUGUAUUUCUUUUUUUCCGCUUCUUUUUCGAAUGUACCCGCCCCCCUAUGUAAUACCUUCGUAAGAGGGCCCUUAGGGGUAUUUUGAAUAAAUAAAAUAAAAUGUGUGCUUCCCUGUGUUCAGUGGGCCUAGUGGCAUAAUGUAUUUUUUAAUUGUUAAUGCCCCUAAUAGUUAGUCUUUUGAGAUGAAGUGCAACCAGAAUGUUAUACAUAAUGGUGUUUGAGAUAAAGUGUGUUCUUAAGCUGUAAUGUACGUAAACAUGGUUGGGGGUGGCCGUGGAUGAGCCAUAAUUUAUGUUUGUUCAUUCGUGCAUUUGUAUGUGUGCGUGUAUAUACACACAUGCAAAAUAGAAAGUUUUCUGUGGGUGUUUAACUCCCCGAACCUCCCCCUCAUGGCUACACCAAUGAUUCACUCAUACAAGAACAUAUAUUUCAUGCUAGCAUCGUAGCAUUUUCUUUUGUCUUUACAUUUCCUUUCCUGCACAAGAAUUUGGAAAUGAAACGGGGCCACCAAUGUCGGUACACGUAAAUGAAUUUGUAAUUUUGAAAUUAUUUGGUCUCAUGUCUUUGUCUUGACUAUGUAUGUAUUUCUGCUGUCAUUGUGAAUGCAAGAUAAUAAUGUGUGUCAUGCCAUAGAUUGUUGUUCAGAGAGCCUAGAUGGAUAUGGCAACAUGAAUGUGAUAUGUAUUCCAUGGAAUCUUCACUAUGCUGCAUUUUAUUUGUAAAUGAUGUGUGUUUUUUGCAUUUCAUUCUAUCUGCAAAUGCUUGUGCAAAUGUCUUUUUUUACCACGAAAAAACCUGACUUUACUUAUAGAUAUUGUCAUGCUUAGUCAUGGUAAGCUAUCAAGAGCCUUUCUCAAAAAAAAAAAAAAAGGCCGAAAAGAGCUCAUGCUUGCCUUGACUUUGUUAGGAUCCUUGAGGCUAGGGUUCAUAAUGCUCCCUGGUGUAUUAAGCAAUGGCCAAGGCAGUUCAUUUCUUGGGUUGGCUCAUUAAUGCAAUGAUUUUGUUGGCUUUGACAGUAGUAAUACAUGUACUAGUUGUAUUGUACCUUAAUGCUAGUCUGAAUAGUUAUUUAUUGGUGCUCCAGUAGUGUUUAUAUUCAAAAUAUCUUUAUUCAAGUUCAUAGACACCUUUAACUGCAUGCCAUUCAUGGCAGAGUUGUAAGUACUUGAAAAGGAAAAAUCUCCCACGAAUUAAAAUUUAAAAUAUGUAUCCAACACUUAUAUAAAAAAAUAUUCUCACUCCUACUGUCCACCUUCCAGGUAAAAGUCUCAUCUCAUUGCCUCUUUUUUCGAUGUGCUUCAGAAACAUUCAGUUUAUGCAUGUGACAUAGGCUCUGCUGAAAAAUGCGUGGCGAAGCGCAUGCUAGCAUGAAGUUCCGCAAAGGUCAUUAGCUGCUGUAUCCAAAGGACGUUAUAUUUAUCAGCCACCCUUCUAUCGCCAUAACAGAGAUAGAAUAUUCAUAUUUGAUCAACACACUGCAUUAAACUUGUCUGCCCUCCUCUCUUUCCUCCCCCCCCUCCACGCAGUUUGAAUUUUCUUUAGUCCGGUUUUCUUCGAACUUCCUUUGUGUAUAGACGCAUGCGCCUUCAUGAUCUGUUAAGGGGAUACCCAUCUCGUUUUGUUUUGUUUCGGCGAGGGAAAUUGCACCACGUGCCCCUUUUUCUGUAACGUAUUUAUGUGUACUCUUUCAAUAAAACUUCAGUUGCGAGUGUGCGCUUUGUGUCGUCGGUUCCUCCCUUUUGUCCUUGUUCCCAUAGUGCGCCUAUUUGCUUUAAGAUAUGAGGUUAUAUUUAGUUUGAGUUCUACAUUAUUGCGGUUAAUUUUUGGUUUCUUAGCGCUCAAAUCAUUCAUAUUACACUGUACAUAAGUUAUCUUUCUGUACCGAUAUAUGUGUCCCCAGUAGACAAAUAAUGCUACAUCUACUAGGUAGCCGAAUAUCUGUUGUCACCUUUUUUGGAAGCUUAGCCCUUGGGGACUUUCUUGCAUCUCUGAAAGUAAUCAAUUUUCUAUUAUUUCCUUUUGUCACAAUAAGAUGUUGCCUCUUUCUUUUCUUCUGACACCUAUAUUUACAGCAAUUGAAUAUUUAGUCCUCAUAUAUAUUUCUGUCCUUAAUGAAUGCAUUGUUAAUAUCAUAAUUUAGAACUUCUUAGCAUCUGUAGUGCUGACAGUCUUUUGUACUUGGUUUAAAUAAAGCUAAAAAUU